AAGGGUUUGUGUUGUUCUGCUAAUGUGCUCUUUCUCCAAGCAGUGAUUUAUUUCCUAUCCUUUCUGCCUAGCCAUCCUUACACCACCAUAUGAUCCAUUCCUACUGACAUUUUAUUGGAAAUAAAUGACAUGGUAUCGAAUCUAGUGAGAGGCACAACAUCCCUCCUUAAAGGAUGAGGUAAGAUAUGAGGGUCCUUCUCAAGGCCAACAUUGAGCUCAGAAUGCCAUUUUAUAUUCAUUGGGAGGGACAGUUGAAAGAAGGCCACCAAAAUUACCAAGAAAAAAGAGGCAUCCAACAACUAUCUCCACCAACCUUGCUUGCAUACUCCACCAUCUGGUCAUUAUCAUGCUGCUACCACCAGCUUUUGGAGCCCCAAUCCAUGUCCAAAAGAACAACAAAAAGAAAAGAGAACAGAAGAGAGAAAAAGAUGCUCCAGAAUGCAAAGCUAUUGAUUUACAAUAUUCUGUACAUUAGAAGGACCCAAUUGAUCCAUCCACUGUGGUGCAAAGCCAUCAAGUGGAAGCUUGGUAUCAGAGACAAAAGAUAAAGUGAUGGAGUAUACCAGCUGAGCUUUUUCCAGAAGGAAAUCCCACAGAACCUGUGAGGUUUCUUGUCUGCUUCUUCACUCUUUUAUCAGCACAAGGAUCCCAAGUUUAGAUGACCAGAAAGCACAAAGAUGGGAAGACUGAAAGAAAAGUAAGAAGGGGGUAGAAAGAAGGGUUGGAAUACCACAGCACCAAAGCAACUUUUCUAUGCCCAGACAUCUUUAGAACGUAUCACAUGCGUCCACGCCUGCUCAUGUUCUUCUCUUCGCUCAGCACAUCUCCACCCGUCCGCUUCCCAUCCAAUGCACGGUUUGUAAGACUCCCAUGCACUCUUGCUUCUUCCGGAAGAGUUCCUCGUAUAAAAGAGGUACAGGGAGAAGCUCCUCACCACCCUUCCUCUUCUCCUCUCCUCUCGUUUCAAGGCGCACAAGGGGACGAGAAAGAGUGGAGAGAAGGUAGGUCUGAGGAGAUCAUAGCUGAUAACGAUGGUGGCCAGAGGAGGAGCUCAGCUGAGCUGCUGUGUGUUGAUGAUCGUUAGCCUUGUCAUCGCCGCCGCUCCGCUCGGGUUCUCCGGUGGCGGAGCACGCAGCCACCGGGACCGCAUGGCCCGCCGCUUGGAGACCCUCAUUGCUCCAUCGUCCGCCGCCGAUUCUCCGUCUAUCUCGCAGGCGAAGUCCGGUUCGCGUGUAUACCAUGUGAUCGACUACGGCGCCGAUCCGAAGGGAGUUGCCGAUUCCUUCGCGGCAAUCUCGAAGGCCAUCUCCGACGCCUUCGCCGACGCCGCCUCCGGGCUUUCGCUGAUCGCCGGAAUCUCCAACCUUGGUGGUGUGGAGGUACACCUUGAUGGUGGCGUGUACGUGGUCACUUCUCCCUUAACCUUACCAGCCAACGGCGGCAAUGUGAAGAUUCACGGGGGAAGCCUGCGGGCGGCCGACGACUUCCCGGCGGAUCGGUAUCUGAUCGAGCUUUGGGCCGCGCAUGACUCCACCGCCGGUGGUGGAGCCAGCUCUUCCGGCUACGACUACGAGUACGUCACGCUGAGGGACCUGAUGCUGGACUCCAACUACAGAGGCGGCGGCGUCGCCGUCGUCAACUCUCUCCGGACCAGCAUCGACAACUGCUACAUUGUCCAUUUCACAUCCGACGGCGUCUCCGUCCGGUCCGGGCACGAGACCUUCAUCAGGAACUCCUUCAUAGGUCAGCACAUCACCGCCGGGAACGAUCCCGGCGAGAAGAACUUCACCGGCACCGGAAUCAACCUGGCGGGAAACGACAAUGCGGUCACCGACGUCGUCAUUUUCUCUGCGGCCAUCGGCAUCCUCGUCUCCGGCCAGGCCAACACCCUGUCCGGAGUGCAUUGCUACAACAAGGCGGCCGGGUGGGGCGGGACGGGGAUCUACUUGAAGCUUCCCGGACUAACCCAGACCCGAAUCACCAACUGUUACUUGGACUACACCGGCAUCGUCUCCGAGGAUCCCGUCCAGCUGCACAUCUCCGGCUCCUUCUUUCUGGGCGACGCCAACGUGGUGCUCAAGUCGGUCAAGGGCGUGGUCAAGGGCGUCGACAUCGUCGACAACAUGUUCUCCGGCGGCGGCAAAGGCGUCGACAUCGUCCGCUUGGACGAAUCCAACGGGAAGUUCGUCAACGUUGAUCAGGUGACCGUGCGGCGAAACAGCGUGAGCGGCAUGACGGCGCGGUCGACGGCGGCGAGGGCGACGGUGGAGGGCAACGGGACGACAUGGUCGGUGGACUUCUCGCCGGUGCUCCUGUUUCCUGGGCGCAUCGGGCACGUGCAGUACACGCUGUUGGCUGACUCGGCGUUUCCGAGCCACGCGUUGAGGAACGUGUCGGGGAACACGGUCGUCAUCGAGUCUGACGUGGCGGUUCAGGCUACUCUCCACGUGGAGGUCGACCAGGGCUUGGGCAGCAUGGAUGGUGUCUGAACACACCCGUUUCUUUUCUUUUCUCUAAAACGCGUAACAAAAAGUUUACGCACCACCGCACAACAGCUGAUGGGAAAGAAGCAAUUGUUGGCUCCUCCGGCUGUGUUUUGUUCCCUCCAUUCCUGCCUUCGACAUUCAAUCACUCUGUAAGUAAACAAUGUUCAUGGAGAUGGAGAAUUCUGUGAAGCAACUAUUUGGGUU
Messenger RNA from Musa acuminata AAA Group (dessert banana), 2690 nucleotides. Its product is annotated as polygalacturonase QRT3-like. The transcript is spliced from 5 exons. Gene Ontology annotation, molecular function: polygalacturonase activity. NCBI's taxonomy places the organism in Eukaryota, Viridiplantae, Streptophyta, Magnoliopsida, Zingiberales, Musaceae. The coding region runs from base 1032 to 2489 and encodes 485 amino acids. The record is from RefSeq and is a predicted model, not a curated record.